Messenger RNA from Acanthochromis polyacanthus (spiny chromis), 3266 nucleotides. RefSeq names its product prolactin releasing hormone receptor 2a (gene prlhr2a). The coding region runs from base 463 to 1560 and encodes 365 amino acids. The record is from RefSeq and is a predicted model, not a curated record. Gene Ontology annotation, molecular function: neuropeptide Y receptor activity; neuropeptide binding. NCBI's taxonomy places the organism in Eukaryota, Metazoa, Chordata, Actinopteri, Pomacentridae. Gene Ontology annotation, biological process: G protein-coupled receptor signaling pathway. The transcript is spliced from 3 exons. Gene Ontology annotation, cellular component: neuron projection; plasma membrane.
ACUAGCACCAACUUGGAUUCGAGAAGCUGAAACUGUAAAUUCUCUUUAUGCUUCAGGUAUUGUAGGAGACUCUCUGUGCAUGACUUCUUUCGGGAUUUGCUUGUUACUUGCACGGAGACACUCGCGUCAGGAGCUCCUUCAGUGAUCAGAGCUGUCAGUCAGCUCUGAUCACUGGCUUCGCUCCCCCUUUGAUCACCUGGCAACACACACAUGCACACACUGCUUUCAACGAAGACAGUCACAUUAGUAAUUAGAACGCACAUCUGUAGGUACUGAUGAAAGGUUCAGAGGGCGGCUGCAUGGCUACAGCUGCUGCUCACAAACCUGCAUGCGUUCGUCUGUGUGAGAAGCAGCGCGCAUCUCUCCAGAGGCGCACAGGAGCUCCGCGCUGGAUAUCCUCUGCGCUCGUACUGCGCAUCUUAAAGCUGAAAAUCUUUGUCAGAUUGACGCCGUCCUAUUGGGAUGGAGGACACAGGCAGCGGCUGGGCACCAGAGCUCACCCCCACAUAUGUGAUGCCUGACUUGAAUGGGAAUGACAGCGGUCAGGUGUUUGAGGUGGCAUUGCAGAACAGCUCCUCCAAGCGCAGCUCCCAGAUUGUGGGCGUGGAGCUGCUGCAGUCCUUCAAGCUUCUCAUCAUUCCCUGCUACGCUCUGGUGGCCCUGGUGGGCGUCUUUGGCAACUACCUGCUCCUCUAUGUCAUCUGCCGCACUCGCAAGAUGCACAACGUCACCAACUUCUUCAUUGGCAACCUGGCCUUCUCUGAUAUGCUGAUGUGCGCCACGUGUGUCCCCUUCACGCUGGCCUACGCCUUCAACCCACACGGCUGGGUCUUUGGCCGCUUCAUGUGCUACCUGGUGUACCUCAUCCAGCCGGUGACGGUGUACGUGUCGGUCUUCACUCUCACUGCCAUCGGUGUGGACAGAUAUUAUGCCACAGUGCACCCUCUGAAAAAGCGCAUCUCAGUCCUGGCGUGCACCUACCUCCUGUCUGGGAUCUGGCUGCUGUCCUGUGGCCUGGUGGCUCCGGCUGUGGCUCACACCUACCAUGUGGAGUUCAAGAAGGAAGGCUUCACCAUCUGCGAGGAGUUCUGGAUGGGCCAGGAGAGGGAGCGGCUGGCUUACGCCUAUAGCACCCUCUUCAUCACCUACGUCUUGCCUCUGUCGGCGCUCUGCAUCUCCUACCUGUGCAUCUCUGUCAAGCUGCGUAACUGUGUCGUGCCUGGACACCACACCCAGAGCCAGGCCGAGGCCCAGCGCCUGCGCAAACGCAAGACCUUCCGGCUGGUGAGCCUGGUCGUGGCAGCGUUUGGCAUCUGCUGGAUGCCCAUCAGCGUGUUCAACGUUCUGCGUGACAUUGACAUUGAUCUGAUCGACAAGCGGUACUUUCUGCUCAUUCAGCUGCUCUGUCAUCUGUGUGCGAUGAGCUCAUCCUGCUGUAACCCUUUCCUCUACGCCUGGUUGCAUGGCCGCUUCCGUGCUGAGCUGCGCAAAAUGUUCACAUGCCGCCGUCGCAUUGGCAUCUCAGCCAACAACUGUGCAACAGCCAGCGUGGUUUUGUGAAGCUCUUGUGCUUUAGGCUGUAAAAACACACUCAUCACAGGAUAAUGUGAGCAUUGCUGUAUGAAGAGCUGGCUUUUAUGUAAAGUAGUUCACUAAGUGUCAAAAAUGUUCCCCUUGUAUUUACCAUUAUGCUUGAAGGAGAACUCCACUGAUUUAGACUUGUGCUGCAGAGGUUUUUUUCCUCUUGUCAAAUCUUGGUGCCAUAGGUUGAGAUGAGCCGAUGUCCCAAACAAAUGAGUAUCUUAGGAUCUUGUUCACAGGUGAGACGGACAGACUGAUUGGUGCAGCUGAGUCGAGGCAGCAAACCUCUUGGUUUCGGAGUCGGUCUACAUUCCAACCCUGUACAACGACCAUGAGCUCUGGGUGGAGACAGAAUGACAGCCUACAUCCGAUACAAGUGGCUGAAAUGGAUUUCCUGUGUAGGGUGGGCUCAAGUUUAGAUGUAGGAUAUCCAUUAGGGACCUCCCUUGUGUUGAAAGGAGCCAGCUGAAGUGAUUUGAGGGAGAUCUGGAACCUGGUCAGAGAUUUGGGUGUGUUACUAUCAGCAGCUCAUGCGCCCUUCAAGCAUGAUGAUGCAGCGAGCAGUUCAUUGGAAUCACUUCAUUAAAAUGAUUCAUUUAAAAGAUUCAUCCACAAAACUAUGUAGUGUGUGACCACAGCUUCAUCUGUGUGGUCCCAAUUACUGAACUCAAAACUGUGUAUAUUCCUCAUGAUCCAGAACUAGAAUUGCUGUUGCUUUGACAAACAUAGAAAAACCAGCUUAUACAAGUUAAUAUUUUAACAGUUUCCAUGCACAGUAUUGGAGAUGAACACUGGUUUUUGUAUUCUUUUAGGUGAUCUUCAUGUUGGUAUUACUCUUGACCUUGCUAAGCUUGAUUCCAGCAGUUUACAUUGCAGUUUAUUCCCCAGAGCUCAUGUUCACCGUGUAGAAUCACUGUCCAUGCACUGUGCUCCUGCAGUUAUCAGUAACACAGCAGUUGCAGAGGUCUAGUUUUAAAUCCACAUAACCAGAACCUUUCAAUUUCCAAACUUGUAGCCGCUGGACUCAGUCUGCACUACGUCUGGUUACAUUGCUUGAGGCAGUCUAUUUGACUUUGCUUCCUUUAAGAUCCUGGAAAGACAUGACACAACUUUUUAGAGACAUAUCUGCAAGUCAUUGAAACACAUAUUGAGGUAAAAAAAAAAAAUCUGUGGAGUUUCCUUUAGUUUCUCAAUGCAGUUGACUGACCAUUGCCUGCCAUGUGUGUCUGUGCAAAUGCAAUCACUCUGAGAAGUCUAUCUUUUGUAAAUCAUGACUUAUCUUUGAUAUGUCUCUUUCAUAUGAGGUAACUCCACUGGAAAAAUCUUGUCUGGUAUAUUUUAAUGUUUCAAUUCAUUAUUGGUUUACUUUUUUUCAAAACAGGCCAAUGGGAUUUGUUGACAACUAGACUCCAAAACAUAUUCUUUUGACAACAAUACUGUACUGCAUUAGCCUUUCUAUUUAAGGGAGAUGUAGUCCACCUAUUUCUUUAUACACUGUAAGGACUGAAAAUGUAUUAAAGCCUCAUUUACAUUCGUAUUUGACAGCCUGUUGUUUAAAUGUUGUUUCCAUGUAAAAAGGAACCUCACUCACACAUGAUGAAAAAACAUAUUCCAGUGUAUUGCUAUUUGGCCUGAAAAGCAGCCAAUAUGUACAAUAAAACAUGCUAUGUAUGUUCCUAUGGCAA